CUAGACUAAUGUACCAUUUACACAGAGUUAGUAGUCCAGAGCAUGUUAAAACUAACUGUAUGCCUCCCAGUAACAUUGGUAUUGUGUUUGGACCUAAUCUACUGCAACAAAGAGAGAUGAUACCUUCACUUGAAUUACUAGCCAACAUGAGCUAUCAAGCAAAAGUUGUAGAAAUAAUGGCUGCUCAUGUUCAUGAUAUAUUUAAUGUGAGUGAGGAGGAGUUGAAACUAUUAGAGAAUGAGUCGAUUGAAGACGAAGGAAAUGAGAGAUUCGUUGGAGAAGAU
This is a messenger RNA of Amphimedon queenslandica, 284 nucleotides long. RefSeq names its product oligophrenin-1-like. The transcript is spliced from 4 exons. The annotation marks the transcript as partial. Gene Ontology annotation, molecular function: GTPase activator activity. Gene Ontology annotation, biological process: signal transduction; activation of GTPase activity. The record is from RefSeq and is a predicted model, not a curated record. NCBI's taxonomy places the organism in Eukaryota, Metazoa, Porifera, Demospongiae, Haplosclerida, Niphatidae.